Messenger RNA from Penicillium argentinense, 912 nucleotides. RefSeq names its product syntaxin. Gene Ontology annotation, cellular component: SNARE complex; plasma membrane; endomembrane system. Bases 1 to 912 code for a protein of 303 amino acids. The transcript is spliced from 4 exons. Gene Ontology annotation, molecular function: SNARE binding; SNAP receptor activity. Lineage: Eukaryota; Fungi; Ascomycota; Eurotiomycetes; Eurotiales; Aspergillaceae. Gene Ontology annotation, biological process: intracellular protein transport; exocytosis; vesicle fusion. The record is from RefSeq and is a predicted model, not a curated record.
AUGAGUUACCAAAGUCUCGGGGAUAACCAGGGCGGCUACGGCCAGUACAACCCCUAUGGGGGCCAGCAGCAGAACCCCUACGCCCAGCAGCAGGACUACGGAUACGGCAGCGGCUACGGGCAAACCGGCGAUGUCGAGCAGGGCAAUGGCGGAUACGAAAUGUCCAACAUGCAGCAAUCAGGAGGCCCAACAGCAAUUCUCAACAAGUGCAAAGAAAUGAACGACGCGAUCAAUGAGCUCCGCACCAAGCGCGAAGGCCAACUGGUGUCCGCGCAGAACGCCCUCCUCGACAGCGCGACCGGCAAGGAGGACCAAGCGGCGCGCCAGAGCGUCGACUACAUUGAAGACGAGAUCAACACGGCGCUGCGGUACCUGCGCGACCAGUUCAAGCGGAUCAAGGAGACGCCCGGCUCGGGCGACCCCCGCGUCUCGGGACAGGUCGAGAACGUCAACCGGAACCUCCGUCGCGAGAUCGAGCAGUACCAGCGCACGCAGUCGGAUUUCCGCAAGCGCCUAGAGGAGCAAGUGCGCCGUCGGUAUGAGAUUGCCAACCCCGAGGCGACGCCGGAGGAGCUGGAGCAGGGUGUGCAGAAUGUGCUGGCUGGACAGGAGCAGGCCUUUAUGACCCCCGGUACUCGCUCCCGCCAGGCCAACGAUGCCCGCCAGGCCACCAUGCAGCGAUCCGCCGCGAUCCGCAAGAUCGAGCAGGACAUGAUCCAACUCGGCCAGCUGUACCAGGAAGUUGCCGAGCUGGUGCACCAGCAGGAGCCGGCCGUCACACAGAUCGAGCAGGGCGCUGAAGACACCCACCGCAACGUGCAGCAGGCCAACACCAAGCUGGACAAUGCGAUCGUCAGCGCCCGCAACGCCCGCCGGUGGAAGUGGUAUGCUCUGAUCAUCGUCAGUAAGUAA